AUGGAACGCGUUACAACCCAUUUCCGAGGACGUUGUCAGAUUACAUUAAAACCAAUAGACAUCGAUGAAGGCUUGAGAGAAUCUGUCACAAAGAUCUACACAUCGUUCAUCGAAUACCAGCGACAGGGAAGCAACUGGACAUUGGACAAGGUGCUCCAAAUACAAAUACAUAUGAGCAAAUACAGUCCUCUCAAACGAGCCAGCUAUAUCCCCCUACCAAUCAAGCUGAGGUCUAAGCAUGCUAUCAUCAAUGUUCAAAACAAGGAUAAGAAAUGUUUCAUGUGGUCGGGUUUAUUUGCUUUGCACCCAGCCAAAAAAAAUUCACAGCGUGUUGCUAAAUACACAGAUUAUCAAGGUGAACUCGAUUUCACUGGUAUUUCAUUUCCCGUCAAAGUAGCUGACCUCAGCAAGUUCGAGACGGGAAACAAGAUCAGCAGCAAUGUCUUAGGAUACGAAAAGCGUUCGUUAUUUCCGAUCCACGCGACAAAACAAAGGUUUGACCUACAUGUAGAUUCACUACUCAUGUCGGAUGGACGUAAGUCUCACUACUGCUGGAUCAAGGAUAUGGGCCCGCUUCUGAAUGACCGGUAUUCCCACGGACAUAGAUAUUACCUCUGCAUGUAUUGCCUGCAAGGGUUUACCAAGGAACGAAUAAUAAAAAGUCAUAUCUCAUACUGUCGUAAGCACGGGACCCAGAAAGUGAAGCUACCUUCAGAAGAGGAUAAAUGUUUGUUCUAUAAGGAGGUCAGAAAACAAUUAAAGGUGCCAUACAGUAUAUAUGCAGACUUCGAGUCAUUUCAAGUGCCUGUACAUGGAUGUGAGGUUGACCCGCAAAGAUCACAUACUGAGAAGACCAUCCAACAUAUUCCUUCUAGUUUUGCUUACAAAGUUGUAGGUCUUGCAAAAGAGACUUCCAACCAUCCAUUGAUUUAUAGAGGACCAGAUGUGGCGGAGAACUUUAUAGAAUAUAUCCUGAGAGAGCAGGAAGAAAUCGAACAGCGCUUUAAGCAUGUCGAGCCGAUGAUCAUGACAGGUUGUGAUUGGCAAUCAUUCAAAAGUGCAACUAUAUGUCACAUUGGUGGAAAAGGGAUGGGCGAUGAUAGAGUGCGGGAUCAUUGCCACGUGACGGGAGCAUUCAGGGGAGCAGCUCACAACGAAUGUAACAUAAAAUAUAAGUAUACAGGACGGAUUCCGGUCGUCUUCCACAAUGUGAGGGGUUACAAUUCCCAUCUCAUCAUGCAGGCAAUAGGAAAUGUGUCUGAUAAAGAAAUCAAAUGUAUCCCAAAUAACAUGGAGAAGUACAUAUCUUUCCCCAUGGGUUGUAUGGACUUUAUCUACAGUUUCCAGUUUAUGGGAACAUCACUGGAGAAACUAAUUGGAAAUUUAUCUGCAGAGGGUAUGACCCAAUGA
Molecule: messenger RNA, 1410 nt
Organism: Pecten maximus
Lineage: Eukaryota; Metazoa; Mollusca; Bivalvia; Pectinida; Pectinidae
Exons: 1
Coding region: 1-1410 (469 amino acids)
Source: RefSeq, a predicted model, not a curated record